Musa acuminata AAA Group (dessert banana) is the source of this 1004-nucleotide messenger RNA. RefSeq names its product nuclear transcription factor Y subunit B-like. Gene Ontology annotation, biological process: regulation of transcription by RNA polymerase II. The transcript is spliced from 6 exons. Gene Ontology annotation, cellular component: nucleus; CCAAT-binding factor complex. Lineage: Eukaryota; Viridiplantae; Streptophyta; Magnoliopsida; Zingiberales; Musaceae. Bases 104 to 499 code for a protein of 131 amino acids. The record is from RefSeq and is a predicted model, not a curated record. Gene Ontology annotation, molecular function: DNA-binding transcription activator activity, RNA polymerase II-specific; RNA polymerase II cis-regulatory region sequence-specific DNA binding; protein heterodimerization activity.
UCUCUUCGCCACCACCGCCACGACCACCGACCUCUCCCCUUCUUGGGGUUUCUUUCCUUGACCUUCUUCUUGGGAUGGAUCUAGGGUUCCGGCCUAACUGCAGAUGGCGGAGGCUCCACCGGCGAGCCCUGGAGGCGGAGGCGGGAGCCACGAGAGCGGCGAGCAUAGCCCUCGAGCGGGGGCUGGCGUACGGGAGCAGGAUCGGUUCCUCCCGAUCGCCAACAUCAUCCGGAUCAUGAAGAAGGCGCUCCCCGCCAACGCCAAGAUCGCUAAGGACGCUAAGGAGACGAUGCAGGAGUGCGUCUCCGAGUUCAUCAGCUUCGUCACCAGCGAGGCGAGCGAUAGAUGCCAGAAGGAGAAGAGGAAGACGAUCAAUGGGGACGAUCUGCUGUGGGCGAUGGCGACGUUGGGGUUUGAGGAGUACAUCGAGCCGCUGAAGCUAUACCUCCAGAAAUACCGAGAGGUACUCUGCUUCCUUCGGAUUGCAUUUCGUUUCUAAGUGGAUUUAGAGAUCAUUCUUGACCUGAUAAUCUUUUGUGUUGUUCUUUCUCGGCCCGUUGGAUGGAUUUCAUUGCUGCGGAUAUGGUGGUAUAGUUGGAGGGCGGAGAGGGCUCUGUCAGGAGAGAAUUAGGAGGGGCUCAACAAUCUGGAACAAGCACAGGAAUGGAGUACCACGCUCUUCCUCAACAAGGUUCUUAUACACAAGGCAUGGAUUACAUGAAUCCUCAGUUCCAUAAUGGGGAUCUCUGAACUUGGAGAUUUAUCUGCUUAUGUUCCAUGAGAGCCUCUGUAUGCAGGAUAUAGUUGCUCCACACUUCCUACCAUUCGGCAUCGCUGCUUUUGCAUAGAGAAAAAUUCUUGUCUGCAAAAGUGCGGGACAAAUGUCUGUACUUGGUGUUAAUGCUUCCUGUUGCAACAAAUGUCUUAUAUAUAUAUAUAUAUAUCAUUUGUAAGGUCCCCAGAUUUAAGUUGUUUUGUAAGAUAAAAGCCUUAUUACUCUUUAA